AGUAUAUUAAAAUAUUAAUAUCCAACCAUUCUUAAUAUGAAAAUCAAAUAAAAAAAUAUUGUGAAUUAGUGUGUAAGUGUUCAAAAAAAUGUGCAUUAAUUUUCAAAAUAUUACAAGUUAUGUUUAUUAAUGCAACUCAGAUUUAAUAUUUAUGUUUCCUAUUUUUUCUACAACAAUAUAUACUAAUUUAUACAAAAAUGUACAAAUAUAAGAGGAUGAACUGGACUACAUGAAAUUAAGAAAAUUAUAGUCCAAUUUAAACAUAAUUAGAAAUAACAUAUAUAAUUUAACAGAUCAAAAAUAAAUAUUUGAAAUAAUACAAAAUACUAUAUGUGAAAUCACAUAUCCAAUUAAGAUGGAAAAUAACAUUUUUAUUAUACAUAUAAAUUAAAAAAUAGUUUAAAAUUUAUAAAAAAAUAUUUUUUUAUUAAUUAUUACAUAAGUAUUUGUAUCUGUGCAUGAGCACGGGAAAGUCUCCUAGUGUGUAAUAAAGAAGAUGAUAAACAAACAAAAAUAGUAUUACAAAUACAAAUAGACAAAAUAGUGUAAUAUAUAGAUGAAAUAUUGUGCAAAUUUAGACCCAAAAAAAUUGGUGCAAAUUCUUUAGCAACAAUAUAGUUCUGAAAAUACAAUUACACAUGUCCAAGACUAUUAGAUCACUAUCCUCUACCCAAAAUAAUAUUAGACACACAUAAGAAAACUAUACUAUUCUAUAACACAAAUAGUAUAAAAUUUCUUUUCAUUUAAGUGAUGUCAAAACAAAACAAAAAAAACCAAAGUAAAGAAAAAGAUGUAAAAGACAAAAGAAGAUGAAACAAAUUAGUAUUCUUUUUUUUUUUUGAGCAACAACAAAUUAGUAUUCAAAUAGUGAGAUGUAGUUGGGUGCCGGGAAGUCUUCUUUAAAUGCCCCACCGUUCUAUGAAAUUUUCUCUCACUCUCAUAGUCUUCACAGCUCAAGAUUUUCUUUCUUUUCUUUUGAAACUGAUAAGAGUUGCAAGAAAUGGCCGCUCAAUUGCUUCUGCCUCCAAACCCAUUCACCAAGUCAGCCUCAGCUAAACUUUUCUUCACAGGUGAUGACUCAACUCUGAAAAGAAAGUCAAAACACCCAACAAGAGUUUCAAAUGGAUUUAGCUUAAGAGCAAACGCAGCUUUGAGAUCUAACCAUAGCUCAUCUGUUGAAAUUCCAAGUCGAUGGUACAAUAUUGUUGCUGAUCUCUCUGUUAAGCCUCCUCCACCAUUGCACCCCAAGACUUACGAACCCAUCAAACCCGAAGAUUUAGCUCAUCUUUUCCCUAAUGAGAUAAUAAAACAAGAAGCAACACUAGAGAGGUUUAUCGAUAUUCCUGAGGAAGUUCUUGAAAUCUAUAAGCUUUGGCGCCCAACUCCUUUAAUCAGAGCAAAGAGAUUGGAGAAGCUUCUUCAGACACCUGCAAGGAUUUACUUCAAGUAUGAAGGUGGUAGCCCAGCUGGUUCACACAAACCAAACUCAGCAGUUCCACAAGCUUAUUACAAUGCUAAAGAAGGUGUCAAGAACCUUGUAACGGAAACCGGUGCUGGCCAAUGGGGCAGUUCUUUAGCCUUUGCUUCUAGUCUAUUUGGACUUAAUUGUGAAGUGUGGCAAGUGGCCAAUUCAUACCAUCAAAAGCCAUAUCGCAGGCUAAUGAUGCAAACUUGGGGGGCAAAGGUUCAUCCGUCACCAUCGGAUCUCACUGAAGCAGGUAGAAGAAUCCUUCAGGUCGAUCCAUCAAGCCCGGGAAGUUUAGGCAUUGCAAUAUCAGAAGCUGUUGAAGUGGCAGCAAGAAACGAGGAUACAAAAUACUGCUUAGGGAGUGUAUUGAACCAUGUGUUGUUACACCAGACGGUUAUUGGAGAAGAAUGCAUAAAGCAGAUGGAAGCUUUUGGCGAAACGCCUGAUGUGAUCAUAGGAUGUACUGGUGGAGGAUCAAAUUUUGCUGGUUUGAGUUUUCCUUAUAUCCGGGAGAAACUCAAAGGCAAAAUCAACCCUGUUAUAAGAGCUGUUGAGCCCUCGGCCUGUCCUUCCCUGACCAAAGGAGUUUAUGCUUAUGAUUUUGGCGAUACUGCUGGAUUGACUCCUUUGAUGAAGAUGCAUACUUUAGGGCAUGACUUCAUUCCUGAUCCUAUCCAUUCUGGUGGAUUACGGUACCAUGGGAUGGCCCCAUUGAUCUCACAUGUUUAUGAACAAGGUUUCAUGGAAGCAAUCUCAAUUCCCCAAACUGAGUGUUUCCAAGGGGCUAUUCAGUUCGCGAGAACAGAAGGGAUAAUACCUGCGCCAGAACCGACUCAUGCCAUUGCUGCAACCAUAAGAGAAGCUCUCCGAUGCAAAGAAACAGGAGAAGCAAAAGUGAUACUAAUGGCGAUGUGUGGACAUGGCCACUUUGACCUUUCCUCUUACGACAAGUAUUUAAGAGGCGAAUUGAUAGAUUUAUCAUUUAGUGAAGAGAGGAUUCGAGAGUCUUUGUCUAAGGUUCCUCAUGUUGUUUAGCUCCAAAUUAUGCCCCAUGUUCCAAAACAGACGUGAAAUAAGUUGGGCCAAUUUCAUGGCCUUUCGAAUAAAGAGGAAACAUGAAUUUAAAUAAUGAACACAAUGUCUUUUCUUUUCUU
Brassica rapa (field mustard) is the source of this 2622-nucleotide messenger RNA. RefSeq names its product tryptophan synthase beta chain 2. Lineage: Eukaryota; Viridiplantae; Streptophyta; Magnoliopsida; Brassicales; Brassicaceae. Gene Ontology annotation, biological process: L-tryptophan biosynthetic process. The record is from RefSeq and is a predicted model, not a curated record. Gene Ontology annotation, cellular component: cytoplasm. Gene Ontology annotation, molecular function: tryptophan synthase activity; L-serine hydro-lyase (adding indole, L-tryptophan-forming) activity; pyridoxal phosphate binding.